AUUCCCUUACCAAACAGUCACUUAAAAUGGCACACUAUUUAUCUUCCAUAAGAAAUCAGGUGAAUACUAGCCUUAGUGAAGAAUCUUACGAUUUCUCAAGGCAAGAGAAAGAAGAGAAAGAUGAACAUAAGAUGGCAAAAUUAUCCUGUAAAAUUAAGGAAAUUUUGAACAGAUCGAAACAGAGAGGUUCUAAUAAGAAUGCAGAAGCUUUAAAGACCCACUCAAUAACAGAGAAAAUAUUCAAGCAGACUCAUAACCGCACAAUGGAAGAGAUCAACCUCCUCCGUAAAUAUCUUAACAGGAAAUAAGACUCCAGUCAGGCUUCAGAAGAUACAUAGGAAGGGGAGAAGUACGGGGGAUGGGAGAUUUGAAGAAACUAGCAUCCAGAUCAACAGGGUUGUUAAUAAGGAACUUAGAGAGAAGGAAUUGAAGGAAAAGAAGCAGUAUCAACAGAAUUUUGGCGAGUUUGAAAUGCCUAAAGUUGAACCGCCUAAGUUUAUUCAUAGGAGUUCGUCCCAGAUUCAAGCUGAGUUGGCGAAAGUUCCCUUUAGAUCACGGAUAACGAAUUAUUGAGGAGAGAAUCAGGCUUAUUUUCGGUAUAAGAGAAAUACUCUACUGCAGAAAGAGGAUUCACCUGAUAUUCAAAAGAAGUUACCUGAAAUUAAUCAGAAAGUCUUGGAUGUCUUAGCCAAAAAUGCAGAGAUUUCAAAAAUUAUCUCAAUGCAGUCUUCUAAACAGAAGAAAGCGAAAAAGACCAAAAGAGAAGUCAAUAAAUCAAAUAUUGACUUGAAUGGUGACUUAUUCAAAAAACCAAAAAGAAGUGUAGAUUAUUCAACAAUAAAAUCAAGAAAAGUUGUUCAAAUGCUGGAUUCAGGAGAAAUUCAGAAUAUGACCUCUAUCAGAACAAGAAAAGGCAGCAUGUACAAGACGCCAAUGAAUAUGAACACCAAGAGGCUUGGCGAAAAGUCUGAUAAUGAUCAUAAAAGACCUAAAAGGAGCACAAAUAGAUCAGUAAUUGGGCACCAGUCCAAAUUGAAACUGCCGGAUGAGUUAUUCCAAUCUAAUAAUGAUCAUGAUAUCCUCAAAAACCAAACAUCGAGAUCAAAGAAGAUUCUAGUACAGCCGAUUACUACACUAACAAGAGAGGGUUCUAAAGAAAGCUUGAUAAAUAAAGAUAAGCUUGAUACAAUAAUCACAGAAUGUGAUCAAUAUAGAAAGAAAGAUAAGGUUUCUCCAUUGAAAUAAACUUGAGUAUGCUCAAUUCUUAGAGAAUUACUAUCAAGAGAAUUUCAACAACACAAUAGAUCUCAUGAAAAAGUUUAAAGGCUCUGAUCCACACAUCCUCGAGAGAUUUUACAACUAUGAAACCAUCAAACGAGAAGAAGAGAUGGUCAGAGUCGCCGAAGUAGCCAAACAAUACAAAAGGAACAUCACUAACCCUUGUAGAACUAUAGCUGUGCUAGAAAGGAUCGGGAGUACACAUAAAGGCAAGCCUCAUUAGCCCCAAAAUCGCCUUGUCGCCUUCAAAAACCUAUAAAUUCAACC
Messenger RNA from Moneuplotes crassus, 1545 nucleotides. NCBI's taxonomy places the organism in Eukaryota, Ciliophora, Spirotrichea, Euplotida, Euplotidae. The record is from the annotation of a GenBank genome assembly.